Molecule: messenger RNA, 4744 nt
Organism: Anguilla anguilla (European eel)
Lineage: Eukaryota; Metazoa; Chordata; Actinopteri; Anguilliformes; Anguillidae
Gene: dnal1
Product: dynein, axonemal, light chain 1
Exons: 8
Coding region: 61-642 (193 amino acids)
Cellular component (GO): cytoplasm
Molecular function (GO): protein kinase binding
Source: RefSeq, a predicted model, not a curated record
UGUACGUAAAACGCACGCGCAUGCGUGUCACUCCGUGUCAUAGCAACCGAGGAGGACAACAUGGCAAAAGCAACGACUAUAAAAGAAGCUCUUGUAAAAUGGGAGGAGAAGAGCGGCGAGAAAGUGGGAGAGGCGAAGGCGGUGAAGCUCUACGCUCAGACACCCCCCAUUGAGAAAAUGGACGCCUCCCUGUCCACCCUCACCAGCUGCGAGAAACUGUCACUGUCUACAAACUGUAUAGAGAAAAUUGCCAACCUGAAUGGUUUGAAAAAUUUAAGAAUACUAUCAUUAGGACGCAACAACAUAAAGAACCUGAACGGACUGGAAGCGGUGGGCGACACACUGGAGGAGCUGUGGAUCUCCUACAACCUGAUCGAAAAGCUGAAGGGAAUUCACGUCAUGAAGAGGCUCCGGGUCCUGUACAUGUCCAACAACCUUGUGAAGGAGUGGGGGGAGUUCCAGAAGCUGGCGGACCUCCCGGCGCUGGUGGACCUGGUGUUCGUGGGAAACCCGCUAGAAGAGAAGUACUCCACCGACGGCAACUGGACAGAGGAGGCCACCAAAAGACUCCCCAAACUGAAGAAGCUGGACGGUAACCCCGUGAUCAAACACGACGAGGAUGAAGGAGAAGGAGAAAGUUAACGCAUUCCAUUUUACGUUUUAUUACUGUUUACAAAAAUAUUUUUAAAUCUGUGGUUUUAAAUGGGUCAGGCACCAGCAGUUUGAAAAAACACUCCGUAGUUUUUAAAUUUUUUUUUCCUUACAGAUUUUGACAUUUAUAAGCUCAGCUCUCUGACCCAGAAGUCUGACUUAAGCUCUACACAAGAGAUACAGUGGUUUUCUACAACUGUGAAUCAUUCCAUGUAUCACAAAGGCCCUUGCGUAUUUGAACAGAAUUAACUGCACAACAAGAUUAAGAAAUAAUUUAAAAUACUGAAUAUUUAUGAAGUCAAAUAUCUGCAAACAAUUAAUAUACUAGGCGUCAUUGAAAUUAUGUUGCUACAGAGAAUCUUUUUUUAGAACAUACGCAAACAGUUAAGCAAAAUCAAUCAAAUCAAAACGCACAAUGUCAAGCUGUACGUAUUAAAAAAAGAAAUAGGUUUAUAAUCAGUGUAUGAAGAGGAUUUCUAUGAUUCAUUUAAUCAGUUUUCUUGGUAAAGGAUAAUGCCGUAAACACUGGAAAAACAACAUAAUGAUUGGUUAUAUCAAUAUAGUCUAUAUUAUGACACGUUUAUGUGAAAAGUAGUGAUCAUUCAUUGAAGUACAAAAAUAAUCAGAGUGCAUUCACAGAGUGCUCUCUGAAAUCAUUUAUAUGAAAUCUUUUAAUAGACUGACAAUAGGCAGCUUUUCCAAAUAUAAUUACCCGACAACUUGCUAAUAGUUGCAAAAAAUCUAAGCUUUUGUAGUUGCGAGUUAAUCAUAAUAUGAUUAUUUCAAACUGUUCUGAGCCGUUGUAAAAUAAGUUCUGAAAAGAGUUCUGAACUGCUGUGAUGCUGAUAUAAUUUGUUUUGUAGCAAACAAACGAAAAUAUCUGUGGAAGCAGACGGUGAGACAUUGGUCCUUAGAAAUGUAUUUUCCCUCCUGGCACCCUGAACCAAGAGAGCAUUGUGGGUCACGGGAGUCAGUUCUUUUGCUUCUCAGUCUUUUUCAGGACAAGCGAUUAAAACGAGUAAUGAAGUUGCAGAACUGAGAGAUGGAAGCACUUUAUGAAUACACUGCAGUAUUCCAGUGUAUUUCAUACCAUUCCGCACACAUAUUCUAUGGUAAUUAUUUGAAAAUUGAAAUGAAAUGGAGUGGUUUCUGUUAGAUAUUGCUCCAGUGACUUCCUGUAUAUUAGUUAUGUUAUUAUUACGGUUUGCUUUAUUUUAAUUUAUUAUUAUUCUCUUCGUUUUGGGUACGUACAGUUCUAUUAACCAGUAUCUUCUGUUCUGAAGAUGGCGGUUUCAUGAAAUGCUGUUUUCUUUCUAAUUCCCUUUUCCCCUUUCCUCUGAUGAAUUGAGUACGGAAUAAUGAAUGAUGUAUGAUUUUUAUUGAUUUCUGCAACUCAUUCUUGUUUGCAUUUCUGGUAUCUCUUGACUUGAGUCACAUGGUUUUAUAUCUUUACUGUAUAUAUUAGAUAUAUUAUCUCCAAUUAAGAACAAACAACACUCAAAAUAGAUGAAGUGUGCCAUUAUGUGCUAAAAAGUCAUUUCUGUUCAAGUACUACACACUGGAAAAAAUAUAAUGAAGUAAAAAUUCAAAUACGCAUGGGUCAUUUAAACCUUGAUGCACUAUUGGUGUAAUUAUUUUUAUAUUUAAUGAAUUUGUCUGCUGAAAUUUGUAUGUAUGAUAUACAUAUUUAAGAAGGAUCAGCAGACAGCAGAUCUGUCACAGAGCUGGGCAUACUUGUAUACCAAAAUAGUACUUUUUCUACAGAAUGGCCCUCACCAUGGUGGUAAUGUUAAUAGGAUUUCUUGAAAAGCACAUUGGUGGUACUGCUUAAAAGUAAUAGCUUAUUUAAUGAGGAAAAAACUAGGCAGUAAAAUAUCUGCUUGACCAAUCAGAUUAUUAUUAUUAUUAUUAUUGUUAUUAUUGUGCAGCUGCAUUCCAUUUGGGUAGGUUUCAGACUUCAGGUACUCACUCCAGAUUCAGUAUGGUAGGGCACACUUGCACCCCUCUCUCUUACCGUGGUGCUGUUUUCUGAGGGGGAAAAUGCACACUUAGCGUUGAUGUAGCAUGAAUCACCGGAUGACCUUGGUCUCUAAAAAUCUGGGAUUCCGUGAUUUACUCGGGCGAGGCACCGAUGAGGUCGCAGCGUUCACAGCGAAGCACACUGGCACAAGUCUAUCUCCAAAUUGUAUCAUGUGAAUUAUGCAUUAGGUCAGCCCGCCACUCAAAUCCCUUUCACAGUGAAUUUGUCAAAUGUCAAAUCCAUUGUCGGCAUUCUGUCAACCACUCAAUCGAACAUAAUUAACUGAGAAUGGGUCUGGGGCAAGAACUUGCAUUAACCAUGUUGCCCCCGAACCAAGCUUAGGAAGCACCGAGUUCUACUGCAUUCUAAUAGACUUGCUUGAUGACAUUUGCAUAUCUAAUGUGGUUUUUGCUAUUAUAAAUUUUAAACGAAGGGUAUCUUCCUCUAUCGUGCAAGAAAUUGGCCUGUGACUACUGGAGACUGUGCCUAAGUGGAGCAGUUAAUUGCGUGAAACAGAGCACAUUUAUUGGAUCAUAAUUGGAGAGGCAGAGUACAGUGUAUGCAGCUGGGUGUCAGCUGAUCUUCAGGUUUGACCUCCAAUUGCGUUUCACAGUAACGACGGCUCUCAGUGACCUCCUCCUGGCACCCUAUUUGCUGUUGCUGUCUAAAUUUUCUGAAGUUCUGUAUUAGCCUAACAUUGUACAUUGCAGCUGCCAAUUCUGUGGUACGGGGAUCACUGCCCUUCGUAGGUUUACCCUCUUGCUCUGGACUAGUACCCACUGGCUGCAUUCUUGUUGCAAUCGAAUUGUGUCUCAGUCUCAUGCCAGUGUCUGUAAAGUUUUGGCCUGUCUGAACCUGGAGGCUGACCUGGUUUUUGUUUUUGGCUACUAAAGUUCUAGGGGAGCAUCAGCUCAAUCCAGAAUCCUCGAUCUUCAGUAAUUGGAGUGACUUAGUAAAAUGUAAACAAAAAACAACUAAAUAAAAUAAAAAACCACCAUAAUUUUCUUUUCAUUUUUAAAUUGGUCAUUGCCAAAAUAAAGGAACACCAAAAACAGUAUUGCUGUCUAUAAAGUUUUCAAUGGACUGUAUUUUAUCAAACAGACUGCUCACGGUCUAGAUUGACAUUUGAAGUCAACUGAUUCAAGGUUACUCAUCGGUUUUAAUUUGCAUCUUGAACCAAUGCACAGACAACAUGUUUGAGGAGUAUGUGGUUUUUGACUACAAUUGCUGCUGGCUGAUGAUGUCUUUACCUCAUAUUUCCAUGCCAACAUCACUUUUCAGCUGUUCCUUGUGAAAUGUGCAGUCUUGGUCACUGACACACCGGCCACAUGUGCCUGAACAACCACUGAGAUCUCUUCCUCUAGCCAUGGUAGCAAAGGCAACUACAGAAUUCUACAGUAUAAACAACUGUGAGCAUACUGGGAUGUUAUUUGCUUAAUUAACUCAGGAACCACGUCUGUGUGGGAACACCUACUUUCAAUAUACUUUGUAUCCCACAUUUCCUCUAGUGUUCUCUUUGUUUUGGCAGUUUCCUGUACAUAAUUGCCCUGAAAAUAAAACUAAUUAAAAAUAAAAAUAAUAUCUAAUUAGGAGACCAAAGUAUUUUGUUUAGUUUAAGCAAAUAGGUGAUUGAUAGAACUUUGUUGGGUUUGUGAACCCUUACUCCCACUGGUUUGGCCCAAUGUACUGUAUGUGCUCAGACCAUCAUCAUUUGAUCAACAGUUGACAGAAACUGAAAGUUUAUGUGACAAGAAUGCAGCCACUCAGUCCAGUCAUCCUGCAGGAAUCUCUUCUUAACAUCCUUGUAACUUAAACACUGCGGUCAAAGUUCAUCAGGAUAUUUUUCAUAUGUACUUUGUUGCUUGUGACAGAAAAAUAAAUAUACUGUAUGCCUUUUAGGUUUAAACAUGACCAUGAUUAUAUUUAUAAAAUGAUUUUUACUUUUUGUCUGGGAUUUUAAUUGAUAGGUACAUUUGUAUAAAUUGAUAUAACAAUUCAAGUUGGACUAAUUUGUUAAAUGGCUUAUGCAAUAUUGAGAUUAGAUAUGUUUGCAUUAAAGAAUGUUGAAAGCAU